Molecule: messenger RNA, 3920 nt
Organism: Gadus macrocephalus (Pacific cod)
Lineage: Eukaryota; Metazoa; Chordata; Actinopteri; Gadiformes; Gadidae
Gene: mettl23
Product: methyltransferase 23, arginine
Exons: 5
Coding region: 578-1141 (187 amino acids)
Cellular component (GO): cytoplasm; nucleus
Source: RefSeq, a predicted model, not a curated record
UCCUGGCAACACAAAGACAGCUAAUCAGUCGGUACAGAGGCAAUAGAGGGCGUGUGUGUCUUUGUGUUAGAAAGACAUUCUUCUCCAAUUGUGUGUACAAGGGCGAACAUAUUUUCAAGGCAAAACCACCAUGCAAUUUAAGUAAUGUUAAAAAGAAACCAGCUGAACAGAGUAACAAAUUGAUAAAGGUAUAAUGCAGCCGCAAAUAUCAGUCUCUGAUAAAACACAGGUUUCAGAUGAACAGGUUGACUGUUGAUCAGUCACAGUAGACAAUAGCAUGCACGUCGCUCGGGACGAAAAUGCAGCAAUAUUAUAAUUAACAUAUACGGGUUAAAGUAGUCAAGAAAUAAACAGGUUCCAGAAUUUCAGUUCUUUGAAAAUGAGCUCCAACUCAAAUCUUAUGCAACAGCAAAAGGCUCCAUGUAGUGCAGAACUGCUGCCUACGUGCAACAAGACGUACACACAGCUCUGGGUUGGGAACGUGAAACGUGCAGGAUAGCAGGAGGCCAAUGGAGGCUAAAUUAGCCUCCGUUAGCCCAGCGGGAGCUACUGACAGGUUCUUGACCCCCAGUAUGGCAUGUACGUGUGGCCGUCGGCGGUCAUCCUUGCCCAGUAUGCAUGGACGCACCGUGGUCAGCUUGCGGACAAGACCCUCCUGGAGCUUGGGGCCGGUGUGUCUCUCCCGGGGGUGGUGGCAGCCAAAUGUGGCGCCAGGGUGAUCCUGUCCGACAGUGCCCGGUUGCCCCUCUGCCUGGAAAACUGCAGGAGAAGCUGUGCUGCCAACGGGCUGGACGGGGUGCCCGUUAUGGGGCUGACUUGGGGGGAGAUUUCCCCAGCUCUAGUGUUCCUUCCUGCGCUAGACGUCAUCCUAGGAUCCGACGUUUUCUAUGAACCAGAAGAUUUCGAGGACGUCAUUGUGAGCGUCGUUUUUCUUCUGAAGAAAAGCCCCAAGGCAGAGUUUUGGACCACAUAUCAAGAGAGGAGCGCUGACUGGUCCAUAGAAGCACUGCUGCACAAGUGGAAGCUUCAAUGUGUUAGUGUCCCGCUACCUAGCUUUAAUGCUAAUCGGGCUCAACUAGCUGGCUCUACACUUCCGGGCCGACAUACGGUUCAAAUGCUAAUAAUUAAACUGGGCGCCUAGCAUCUAUCCUGGUUAAGUAUUGCUAUGAUGGAGUCUUUCCUUGAAGACUUGUUUGAGAAAGAUACACAGGGAUUUAUUUGACUGGUUCAUGAUUGUUGUAUUACAUUGAGCUUUAUUGUUAGCCUCCUGCAUUUCACAAUGUAUUGCACUGGCACGAUUGUCAAUAAAGCAACUUGAGAGAAAAAAAUACUUGAGGCCAUUUUAGACAAAUCACCAAAUCUUUAUUUUCAUUCACAGCGGAAUAGGUACACCACAUUCAGAGAGAGAUGCAUCAUGGGCAUGUAGCUUUAGCUUGAUUAAAAGAAAUGAAAGCAAACUUCAAUCCAGGUUACCUUUCAGGAUAGACUGGACAAGCAGCAGUCACCCCUUGGUAGUCACAGGAGAAUACUGGACACAACGCCACUUAACAGCUAACCCGCAAUACUCAACCGCUACACAACUGCAGCCUAGUGCACAAAAAAUACAGGGAAGAAGAUUAGAAACCAAAGAAAAAAAAGUCAACUACUGCCAGAUCCUGUAAAAAUACAAUAUACCUUAAAAUCUGUGGUGGACUUCAAAAUUGUGGAUUUAAACUGACUUAAAAAAACAUGUCAAAGAAAAUAGAAAAAAAAAAGAGAAAUGAGACAGGCCGGUGUGACCUGCUAAACAGCCGUCUAGUGAUGAGGUCGUUUUAGAGGACCCACGCAUCUCUGCCCGUUAGUCAAUGCAUUUGGAAAAAUAUAAAAAGAUGCCAUUUUGUUUUAAAGGGGAGGACGACACUAAAGUAACCUUUACACUAGUAAAUCUUUGCUUGGGUGGAAUCCUGUCGUGGCCUUGAAGGUAGGUUGUCCUCGCCUGGAGAGAAACAGUCAAAAUGAAGCAUUGGUUAGGAGAAAUUUAUGUUUAUGCUGAAUCCACUCUGAACACACCACAACUUUGGGCUUGUUGAAGAGCAACCAAACACACUUAGACGACCUGUAGUCUCUACACCAUCGCCGACCCAUGCUUUACUGCCGGGGCAGCAACGCAUGGCUCAGACGAGGCGCUUACCAUCCUACUAUAGCAAACACUUGCAUAACAAGCCGAGGUUAAGAGAUACACAGGAACAUUCACAGAGGAGUAGAGGGAACCAACCUUGGCUGUCCCUGCAGCCCGGCAGUCUCCUGAGCGGACAGCCACCCGAACAGACAUACCUCAACACAACCACCCCAACUCUCCAACCUGCUCCACAGCACAGCGGCGCUCACACUGCAACCCCCAGUUAACUGCACAUUCUGCCCCAGCUCAACGCGCAACGCCACCUUUGCAAUACAGGUCUCAGUAGCUUUGGUGGAGAAGAAUGCCACAAUCUGUUUACCAUCAGCCGUUGAACAAGUGACCAUGUUUCAAAUCAAACUAUAGGGAAAAUACGGUUUGCCAUGUGCCUUAGUAGUCAAGUGGUGGAUUUUAUUAAUCAGGGGCUGCUAAAAGGACACCACAGUACAUUUAUGAUUCCUAAACAUGGAUCAUAGAAUCCAAAACAGAAAGUUUAGAAUUGGGAUCGUGGUGUGUUGCAAUACCGGAUGUAUUUUGAAACAGGAAGUGAAGCAACAUUAAAAAUAUAAAUAUUUCUCACAAUAAAUACAUUUGAACAAUGAUGUGGAUUCUUACCUGAAAUAUCAUGUCGCUUUAAGGGGUCUGUCCUCCGUUCUCCCCUGCUGGUGGAACUGCGGGAGACUUGGGGGGGCUUUUAGAUCUGGACCGAGACCCUUUGUUGGAGGCAGGGGUACGUGAUCGGGACUUGCUCUUGGACUUGGACCUGGAGCGGGAACGUGACGGGGACUUUGUGGCCUUGGUCUUCCUUUUGGGCGAGGUGGACUUGGAACGAGAGUAGGAGCGGGACCUGGACCGGCUGUAUCGGGACCUGCUGUGGGAACGGGACCGACUCCUGCUGCGGGAUCGGCUACGUCUCCUCCGUCUGGGGCUGGGGGAAGCGCUAAAUAAAUGCAACGGGUUGUGUGGUUAGAAAUUAUGCAGAAUCAUACACAUUACUCAUGAUUCCCGUGGCCCCAGAAACAUUGCUACUUUUAUGGUCAACUACCAGUUAAAAACACGAUAAUCAAGUUCCACAGGAUUUGCUUUUUAUUCACUACUUUUAUUUUAAAUAAGGUAAUGUUAGAUAAUUAUUUCAGUUACAAAUGGAUGCACUAUAUUUUUCUAAAAUGGCGACGGCAAUGUGUUAACUACAUAAUCUUACCUUCUGCUACGGCGACCAUAACCUCCGCUGCUACCACCGCUUCUCCGGGGUGCCCCGCCACGCCGUCCACCACCACCAUCUCGGCCACCACCACCACCGUCGCGUCCACCACUACCGCCGCCGUGGUGAGAAUCCGGAGGGCGGCCGUAACGCGCCAUUUGCACUCGCAGCUCCCGCCCGUCGAGCAGAGCGCCAUCCAUGGCGUCCAUUGCGUCUUCGGCAUCACGUUUGUCGUGGAAUCGCACAAAGGCGAAGCCACGGCUUUCCUUAGUGUACCGAUCCCGAGGGAUGUACACAUCCCCGACACGGCCGUACUUUUCAAACACGCGUCGGAGUGUUUCUGGGGAUGUUCUGUACGUUAGGUUGUCCACCUUGAGCGACGUCAUGCCCUCGACGUCGGGCGGAGGCCUACCGUAGCUCAUCGUGUCGUCCAGCGAAACACGAGGGUAGAAACUCGACACACAGUCAGCUAAAAAUAACUAAUCUUCACCUGCGGACGGUUAACUAACCUUGAUUUACAAAAAACGAUCGAAUUCGGUAGUCUCGGAUGGAUAUUACUACGGU